Messenger RNA from Elgaria multicarinata webbii, 2128 nucleotides. RefSeq names its product gastrula zinc finger protein XlCGF26.1-like. Gene Ontology annotation, biological process: regulation of DNA-templated transcription. The coding region runs from base 390 to 1949 and encodes 519 amino acids. The transcript is spliced from 3 exons. Gene Ontology annotation, molecular function: RNA polymerase II cis-regulatory region sequence-specific DNA binding; DNA-binding transcription factor activity, RNA polymerase II-specific. Gene Ontology annotation, cellular component: nucleus. The record is from RefSeq and is a predicted model, not a curated record. NCBI's taxonomy places the organism in Eukaryota, Metazoa, Chordata, Lepidosauria, Squamata, Anguidae.
GCGUGGAUGCCUUUGACUCACCUGGAUGAUCUGGGACUACCUGUUCUGCAGGUGACUUGGUACAGUGCAACGCGAUUACUCUUUCCCCUUGGAACUCUCCUAUGACUUCAGCCACUCUACGGAGGUUCUGCUUCGUGGUGUGGGAUUGGGGCCCGGUGGCCUUCGCUUUAUGAGCCCAGCCCAGCCUGGUGCCUUCUGGACAUGUUGGAUGACAGCUUCCAUCCUGGCUGGGGAUGAUGGGAGUUGCAGUCCAGCAAUUCGGAGGGCAGCCAAGCGGAGAGAUCUAGCGUGGCUCCCAAGGUUCUUCCUGCUACGCAGAUCUGCGUUCCUCAUCCUUGUAAGCGUCUUGGUUUCUUAAUCUUGGCUACGCGUUGCAUUCCGAAGGCGUCAUGAACUUGCGCAAGCGACCCGGGACGCCUUGCCUGAGCCCUUCCGCGUCCAUCGUCAGGUCUAGGGCUCAGGGAGCAGGAGCUGGCCGCCGGUCAGGUUGGAGGGGCCUGAGGCCAGAGGAGAUGGUGACCUUCGAGGACGUGGCCGUGUCCUUCUCCCCAGAGGAGUGGGAGAUGCUGCAGGACUGGCAGCAGGAGCUGCACUGGGAGGUGAUGAUGGAGAACUACAGGCUGCUGAUCUCUCUGGGGAACGACCUCUACCUUCUUUCCUCAAGUGGAAUGUUCUGGAACACGUCGGAAGAAGAAAGUGGCCCCGUGGAGCCACCGAGCAGCCCGGACAAUGCAUCGCCUGAGCUGUCGUCCCCUCAGAGCCUCGAGCAGCCGACAGACCACGAGGAAGAGUUUGUGCCAGAAGAGCCUCUGCCGCCUUUGCCAGAGGCCGCUGGUCCAGCGGGCAGCCCGUUCCCCUGCCCCCUCUGCGAGCAGUGCUUCCGGGGCAAGAAGGAGCUCGAUCGACACCAGCGGAGCAUCCAUCUGGGGGAUAAGCCCCACGCGUGUGGCGAGUGCGGGAAAGCCUUCCGAGACAAGAGCGACCUCCGCGUCCACGAGAGGAUCCACACGGGGGAGAAACCCUUUCCGUGUGAGGUAUGCGGGAAGUCGUUCCGGGAAAAAAGCAAGCUCAUUGUCCAUCAGAGAAUCCACACCGGGGAGAAGCGCUGCGUGUGUCAGGAAUGUGGCAAAAGCUUCAGGGACAAGCAUUAUCUCCGGGACCAUCAGAGAAUCCACGCAGGAGAGAGGCCCUAUCACUGCCAAGAUUGUGGGAGAAGCUUCCGGACACGGAGUCACUUUACUCUUCAUCAGAGAAUCCACACGGGGGUCAAACCCUACCUUUGCAAUGAGUGCGGGAAAACCUUUGUGCAGAAAAGCAACCUUAUAAGUCACCAGAGAAUCCACACGGGAGAGAAGCCCUUCCCAUGCGAAGAAUGCGGGAAAACGUUUAGGGACAGGAAAACGCUCCGUUACCACCGGAGAAUCCAUAUGGGUGAGAAGCCCUACCCGUGCCAAGACUGUGGGAAGACUUUUAGGGACAAGAGCAGCCUGACAGUACAUCAGAACAUUCACACGGGAGAGAAGCCAUUUAUAUGCUGGGAGUGCGGGAGGAGUUUUCGGGAGAAAAUGUAUCUGAAAGAUCACCAGAGAAUCCACACAGGGGAGAAGCCCUUUUCUUGCCAAGAGUGUGGGAAGACAUUCAGGGCCAAGAGGACUCUUACGUACCACGAGAGAAUCCACACGGGAGAGAAACCCUUCGCUUGCGUGGAGUGCGGGAAAACGUUCCGAGGGAAGAGCAGCCUCACAGUCCACCAGAGAAUCCACACGGGAGAAAAGCCCUUUAUAUGCUGGGUCUGUGGGAGGAGCUUCAGGGAGAAGGUGUAUCUCCGAGAGCAUCAGAAGACGCACUUGGAAGAGAAGCCCUACCCAUGCGGCGACUGCGAGAAAAGCUUUGUUCACAAGAACCAUCUCACCAGGCACCAGAAAUUCCACGUGGCUCUGUCCCUGUAAAGACGGCGGGAGGAGUUUACAGAACAGCCACAGAGAAUCCACGCGCGAGGAUGCAGUCGGGUGGAUUCUCUGGUGUUCUCUCACUCUACCCCAACAGCACAGAGGUUUCCUCGAACGCUCCUGCGUGUUUCUGGACUUCAUGUUGCAAUGAACCGAGUUUAUACAGGGGGUGGGAUGUG